GUUGUUGAGAAAGACGGGGUUUUUGUUGAUGGUUCUGAGGAAUCAGUAGUUACUAUCAUUAAGAAUGCUGCCAUCCGUAAGCAUCCAAUUUACCACCUUCUGGACACCAAUCAACAAUCAAUCGUAUGGUAUAACAGCCUCGGUCUCAAUUCCAUCAUUGAUCUGUCAACUCGAUAUCCGUAA
Mucor mucedo is the source of this 183-nucleotide messenger RNA. RefSeq lists its product as uncharacterized. The annotation marks the transcript as partial. The transcript has 2 exons. NCBI's taxonomy places the organism in Eukaryota, Fungi, Mucoromycota, Mucoromycetes, Mucorales, Mucoraceae. The record is from RefSeq and is a predicted model, not a curated record.